Messenger RNA from Phasianus colchicus (ring-necked pheasant), 6414 nucleotides. The record is from RefSeq and is a predicted model, not a curated record. Lineage: Eukaryota; Metazoa; Chordata; Aves; Galliformes; Phasianidae.
CCCAGGCUGCCCAGGGCCCCAUCCAACCUGGCCUUGAACACCUGCAGGGAUGGACGGGGCAACCGAGACCUGAAGGCCAUAACAGUGCAGAACUAAAGCUGUAUCAGUGCAUGCUGCUGUGACAGAGACAGAUUUUAAUUUCUUUUUUGACUUCUAGCAGAAGGCAAAGGGAGGAUAAGAUGGAAUCUGUGCUGCAAGUUCAGAGAAGGAAGAAAAUUAGAAUCACAGAGGCAUUAAGGUUGGGAAAGACCUCCAAGAUCAUCCAGUCCAACCAUCCCCCCACAUGGGCAUGCAAUAAACAGCUCUUAGCAAACACCUUCAUAUAUGAACAUUGAGAGAAAGCCAAGCAAUGGACCCAACAAUAUUUCCAUCAGUUGGGAAACUGCUCUUGAAGUAAUGUUGAUCUUGGCUGAUGGCAUGUUGCACCCACUGAGGGCAGGUGCAGUCAUACAAGGGGCUUCUGGUUGCCUGCUGCCUUGGGCCCGAUGCCUUUUUGUUUGAUUUAAGCUAUGUUGGCAGGAAAAUGAAGCAGGCAUAAAGCAUUGCUGCUGGAGGGAAGAGGUGGGAGCUGUGCUUACAGAGUGGGGAUGGAGGAAGGAGAGAGCUGUGUUGUGAUGGAAGGGAUUAAAAGGUCAGUGGUGCGUCAGCAACACUGGAGUUGGUGAUAUAGUGAUAGAUGUGGUGAUAUAAAACAAGCAACAAAUUGACAAAUGCACCUCUUUCGGAUUUAUGAGUAAGAAAACAGAAAGAAAACAAGUCUGCAUUUGGUGCUUGUGACUUUCCUGCAGGAAGGUUGGGUACGAUUUCCAUUUGAACAUCUUGAAAUAGCUCCUGGCUGAGUUGGAGAGGAGCAGAAGCAGCAUAAAAAUAAUCUGAGGAUCCGAGAAAACACAGCAAGGGAAGCUGGUUGGUUUGCAGAGAGCACCGGGCUGCAGUAACAACACAGAGAAAAAGCACCCAGCACUGACUGUGUCCUCUCAUCUACCUGAGGAAAGCACACCUCACAUCACUGCCCUGCAGGGAAAUCAGGCAGCUCAGUGUUUACCUCUGGCUGGUUGUGCCCUUGGAAAAUAACAUAGAGGAACUUGUGGUGAUGAAGUCUGAAUUGCAGGAGUGGAAGUGAUGCAACGGGGAUACUGGAAAGCACGUGAGCAGUGAGACAAAGGCUCUGUGUGAACCUGCAGAAAGUGGUUGGGUGUCUCCAGACCUGUUCUGGUCAUUGAUCCCAAGCCCUUCUCAAAGCACUUGUCAGAGAAUGUAACAGUGCAUCGAUGAGCUUUGUCUGUAUGUUAAACCUCCCUGUUCUUGCUGAUUGGAGUGAUGUUUGAAGUGAUCUAAGAAUACUUCAGCUGUAUUGUCAAGGGAGUCAGCCCUAAAUAAAUCAUAGGGAAGAUGAGAUCCUUGCAAGCGUUUGGAUAACGUGAGCGAGCUGAAUGGGUUUUGACCUGUUUUCUCAACACUGGGAUGAGAUGGAUGAAAGAAAAAUCAUCUGGCUCAGGGACUUCUUUGUACCAAAACCUUCUAAAAGAGGAAACCUUCCCUUCCAGCUAAGGGAAGACAGCAGGAAGGUGUGGGGAAGAGCUUUUGUAACGAAAGAAAUUGGAGCAGCAGGCUCUGUCUUCUGUACCUGUGCUUACCCAUAGGGAUCUGCCAUAGGAGACUUAGGGUUGGCUCAUAGAAGCCAGAUAGUUCCUGUUUUGUUCUUUUUAAUCCAAAAAAGUGGUCGGUCAAGCAUUACAUACAACUUCCAGUGCUGUAAAGAUGUGAGUUCCUAGAAAGCUGGGGAAAAAGAGAACUGAAAGAGAGGGAUGGUGGUCAUCACCAUAGAUCAUGUGUGAAGCCUUGGAGUGAGGCAAGUGGAAAUCAUUCUGUUCCCACCUCUAGUGAAUAAUAUUUCCUGCAAUUCCUGCCCAUCUUUGCUCCUCAGGAGGGGAUUUAGAACUUCGUGUCCAUGCUUCAUUCUCAGACAGAGGAAGAAGUUUAUGAUUUCCCAGCAUUUCACUGUUGCAGUGACAAGUAGAUUUGGUGGUCAGUUGGCGAUGGAGCUUGCAGAGAGAAGAGAAAAUCCUUGCAUCUUCGUAGCACGUUGGACAUUCAGUACAUCUCAACAGGUCUCAACAUUUAAAUUGCAGAUUUGGCCUCGAGUGUCCAGAAAAUGAGAAUUACAUCAUUAGUUAAUCAACUAGAAAGAAUUGGAAAGGUUCUUAAAGCAGGCUGCGAGUGGAGAGCUGAGCAGCAAGGCAGCAGUAGGACUGCAGUGGAGAGCACAAGGCUGCUCAGCCCAAAUAAAAGCUCCAUGCCUUGUUAGAAGGUCUCAGUGCCUGACACAGCUGGAGAGGAGUGAGUCCAUCUUUCCAACACCCCCAAAUCCACACCUCCAGGAACCUGUAGAGCUGUGGAAUGCUGUGACCAGUCCCACUGCCCCGCAGCCAAAGGCAGAUCACCAUCUGGAUCAUCUCCAUCUUCACUUCUCCACUUCAUCUCCAUUUCUCCAAGGAAGUUUGUUCACAAGAGAGUUCCUGAUCUUCCACCAUGAACCCUGUUUACAGCCCCGUUCAGCCUGGGGCUCCCUAUGGAAACCCGAAGAACAUGGCGUACACAGGUUACCCAGCAGGAUAUCCCACCGCUGCCCCAGCCUACAACCCAAACAUGUAUCCAACCAGCAGCCCCGGCUACGCCCCAGCUACACUUCUGAUGAAGCAAGCCUGGCCACAGACCUCCUCCUCCUGUGCCACAGAGGGCACCUUCCACCUCCCAGUGGACACUGGGACCGAGAACAGAACCUACCAGGCUUCUUCUGCAGCAUUCAGGUACACUGCGGGGACUCCCUACAAGGUCCCACCGACCCAGAGCAACAACGCGCCUCCUCCCUACUCUCCGUCUCCGAAUCCGUACCAAACUGCUAUGUACCCCAUCAGAAGUGCCUACCCACAGCAGAACCUGUACACCCAGGGAGCUUAUUAUACCCAGCCAGUGUACGCGGCACAGCCUCACGUUAUCCAUCACACCACUGUGGUUCAGCCCAACAGCAUCCCGUCGGCCAUCUACCCGGCCCCCGUCGCUGCGCCCCGGACCAACGGCGUGGCCAUGGGGAUGGUCGCUGGCACCACCAUGGCCAUGUCAGCAGGAACCUUGUUGACCACCCCACAACACACUGCCAUCGGAGCACAUCCAGUUUCUGUGCCAACGUACCGGGCUCAAGGAACCCCCACCUACAGCUACGUACCGCCGCACUGGUAAACCCACUGGCCAAGUCAUAUCCGAAGUCAAACAUUGUAUGCAACUACACAAGUCUUACAUCGGGGCUGCAGCCGCUGGACUGCAGCACCUCGUCUGUUUGCAAGAACAAAAGAAAAAAGUGCAAGGGUCACUUUAUGCAUUCUUUAGUGGUUUUUGUAAAAGCUGCUUUUUCUAAUCUUCUGCCUCUUUAUUUUCCUUCCCUCCUCCCUCUCCCCUACCCACAUCAGUCGUGUAACACAUACUGACACUGAGCAAUAGUAAAGUUCUCUCUUCGGUCCUAUCGUUUUACAGCUCAGAAUAUUCACUUUUCAGCAUUGCCCAGUCGAGUGGUGCAAAGAUCCCCACUUCUUGUUCGUUUGGGUUCUUCUCAUCCUUUUUUAUUAUUAUUAUUUUUGUUGUUGUUGUUGUUGACAAGAGCCUAGGUUUUCUUUGACUAGUAAGAGUGGUUGAUGUUCAGGGUACUAUGUGAAAAGCACAGCGCUGGUAGGCAGGCUUAUUCCAAUUUGGUUUGGGUAUUUUUAGUUGGAUAAUAUAAAUUAUUUAAUCUUCCUUAACGUAUUACAGGAAAAUUGGUGUCUUCCAGAUAGCUGUCGUGAUAGAUGAUAAUGCAUUAUCUGCAGUGAAAUGCUGAACUCAUCCCUUCUUUUGUAGGAGUAAGAGAAUAUAAUUAGCGACGUAACACGCUUGUUUUAGGAAGUAGGAGGACUGUUCACCAUUGGGUCUGCUUUUCAAAACUGGGCAGAGGCAUUUGGUGCAAGGGGAAUGGAGUGGCAGCGAUGCCUUUGGGAAGGUGAGAUGCUCUGUGCUGGCCGUGUCCCAGCAUGGGCAGCUCUUUCCUGGCCACUGCUCGUGGGCAGAGGUGUGCAGGGAUGCUGUGGAUGGGAGAAGAGAGAUUUCCAGGCUGGAGAGGCUCUACAGAGCCUGGGGAUUUGGGAAAGGAGGUUGGAUGGAGAGGAGCCUUCGUGGAGGUUGAGGUGCUCCCAUUCUUUGGGCUCUUUGGAUUGGGGCCAACAAAGGUUGAGCCGAGCCCGAGUCCUGGCAUUGUGGAGACAGCUGGUUGGGCUGGGAGAUAGUAGGGGUAAGGAGCAGCAAUAGCAAUAAAGUAAUCUUCUGCAUCUGGAGGCAGCAUGAAGCUGUUCCUGGGUCCUCUGGGUGUCCCAGUCAAACGGACAGCACUUGCAGGCAGCUGGAGCUAUUUUUCAAUUCUUACCCCCAAAACACAGCAUAGAAAUGAAAGUUUUUCUUCUUUUUUUUUCUAAGAGAAAAAUGUAAUCAUCGUCGUUUUGCUUUUUGAUGGUUUUCCCUCCACAUGCCAAAGUAGCUCCAUCCAUCCAUCCAUCCAUCCAUCCAUCCAUCCAUCCAUCCAUCCUUGCAAGUGGUCCCAAGGAGCCAUCCAGAGCCUUGCAAGGAAUUGGAUCCUUCUCGAUGGGAAUCAGUCCAUAAGGAGAGAAACCUUUGUAGGGACCCCAAAGGACUGGGGGCCGCUGGUUGUCGGGUCAGUGGGGGCCAGUUGGUUGCUUCUUCUGCUCUUAAUGGAAACCCAGGCAAGCUCCAAUUGCCCUCGGUCAGAGGACAGAAAGGACACCAAGUGGUGAAGCCUCAACACCAGCACUGUGGGUGGAGGAGGUCAUGAGGGUUUCCACCACAUAGUUCAUUGUGUUGCACUUUCAUUUUGUAUAAAACGGAGAAAAAAGAAAAAAAAAAAAAAAAAGUUUAAAAAAAAAAAGAGGUAAUUAAUCACAGUGUUGCCCCUGUUUAGCUUUGGAAAGCCUCCUUGCCUAUAGGGUCAGCACUUAAAGGGAAGGGGGACGUUUGGAAGUAGGGAAACCACAUUGUCCUCUGUAAUGUGUUGCAAUUAAACAUGGGCUAAAAAAAAACAAAAACAAACACACAAAAAAAAAAACACAAAAAAACCCAACCCACCAUUAUAAUAAAUCACAGGAACCGAAGAGCUCUCAAAUACUUUUUUAAAAAAUUUUUUUGGCUCUCACAAUGUUGUUGACUUAGUGUUGGAAUGCUCAAUGUAUCAGGAGCUGUCUGUUGGUGCUGGAACGCGUUGUUGUGACAGAAGAAAGUCGUUAGCAAAUUAACAGCACUGCAGUGAGUCCCAACACUGCCUAGGGUUGCUCACCCAUCGCUGCGCUGGGAGGAGCUGUCUGAAUUAUCAGCCUUGGCCAGGAAGAUGUGGGGUGUGCUGCUGAAAGGAGAGAAAAUGCUGAAUUUGAGGGGUGAAGUGCCAUUCAUGGCACAGAGGAACCCCCAGAUGGACACAGCCUCCUCCUCAAUAUGUUUUUUUAAAGGCAUUUUUUAAGUUCCCCCUAAUCAAAGCUCUGAAUUUCAGGCUUGGUCUAAAAAUGACAGAUUUUUCAUCAAAACAGGCUGAGGCUAUAAAGUAAAAGGGAAAAGGGGAAACAUCUCCAUCUGUUACCACAAACGAGACCUGAUGAGGGUCAGGUGGCUUUAUUUUAAUUCCUCUGCUUGGAUCAGUGGCAGAUGUCAUGAAUCUUCCCCACUGUGCUUGGGUAGAAAUACCCAGUGGUGCCGUCAUGGGGUGAAAAGGUGAACCUUGUUGUGGUGAGCCCAUCUUGGGACUUGGGCUGUCCUUGGGGGGCUUGGGAAGCCCUCUGGGGAGAUAUUCGAUUCCCUUUCAGGGUGGUUUCCCCAGUGGAAUUUGUUUGGGAAGAAGCAGGUUGGGAAGUCAACCCAUGAGCAGGUUGGGAAGUCAACCCAUGAGCAGGUUGGGAAGUCAACCCAUGAUGGGGUAGAGCGUGGUGCGAGUGUAGGACCGAGGGGUGAGUAGGAAAUGGUUGUGCUUUGAGCAGCCUCCAUCCAGUUCCCAUCAUGGGAUAGAGUUCUCCAACCCAACUCAUCUCGUUCCAUGAUAGCAAGGUGUAGUUUGGGAUGUCCAUCUGAGGUGUUGAAGGAUUUCCAUUGCUAACCUUGACCUCUGGCACCUUUAGGACAAUCUGGGAGGGACAGAGUUGUGGGAUUGUAGGGUGGGUUGAAGCUCGGGUCAGUUCUUUGGGUAAGAAUUUGCUCCUGAAGGUGCUGCCUCUUUCUCUGUUGACAUUCCUCAUGGUGAGAUAAAGGAACCCAGCUGGACUCUGUCACUCUGCUGUCCCCACUGCUGGGGUGACAAAGCUCCCUGGGGUUGACACCGUUGGGGACACCCAA